This is a messenger RNA of Cucurbita moschata (crookneck pumpkin), 3432 nucleotides long. RefSeq names its product dynamin-2A-like. The coding region runs from base 240 to 2996 and encodes 918 amino acids. The record is from RefSeq and is a predicted model, not a curated record. The transcript is spliced from 22 exons. Gene Ontology annotation, cellular component: microtubule; cytoplasm; membrane. Gene Ontology annotation, molecular function: GTPase activity; GTP binding; microtubule binding. NCBI's taxonomy places the organism in Eukaryota, Viridiplantae, Streptophyta, Magnoliopsida, Cucurbitales, Cucurbitaceae.
AAUUAUUGUUAGAAUUAUAAGAUAGUGGAGAAAGUUGAGAGGGAACUCUCUUCGAUUUUCUCUGAUUUUCGAACCAAGGGAAAGGAGCAACAGUAAUAUCCUCGUUUUUUUUUUCUCUAAUUUUCUGGAUGAAUUGUGCUCAGAGAUCUAUAUUGUCACGGGAUUCCAAUUGAAUCGAUCCACCUUUGAGUUAGAUCCAACUGUGUUAUCACCUUCUGUCCCUCAUUUCUCAUCCUACAAUGGAUUCAAUGGAGGCUAUCGAGGAGUUGGCGCAGCUGUCGGACUCGAUGCGGCAAGCUGCGGCUUUGCUUGCCGAUGAGGACGUCGAUGAAACUUCCACCUCCACUGCUUCCUCUCGCAGGCCUUCCACUUUCCUCAACGUCGUGGCCUUGGGGAAUGUGGGUGCUGGUAAAUCUGCUGUUUUAAAUAGUUUGAUUGGACAUCCUGUUUUGCCAACUGGUGAAAAUGGUGCUACUAGAGCUCCCAUAAGCAUUGAUUUACAGAGGGAUAGCUCAUUGAGCAGCAAAUCAAUUAUCUUGCAGAUUGACAAUAAGUCUCAGCAAGUUUCUGCAAGUGCUUUGCGGCACUCUCUACAGGAUAGAUUAAGUAAAGGUUCCUCUGGCAAGAGCCGGGAUGAAAUCUAUUUGAAGCUUCGCACUAGUACAGCACCUCCAUUGAAAUUGAUUGAUUUACCUGGGCUUGAUCAGCGGAGCGUGAGUGAAUCAAUGAUUAGUGAAUAUGCUGAGCACAAUGAUGCCAUUUUGCUAGUCAUUGUGCCUGCCUCUCAAGCAGUUGAGAUUGCUUCAACUCGUGCACUCAGACUGGCAAAGGAAUAUGACAGUGAAGGGACUAGAACUAUUGGGAUAAUUAGUAAAAUAGAUCAAGCUGCUUCGGAUCAGAAAUCGCUGGCUGCAGUUCAGGCUCUAUUAUUAAAUCAAGGACCUUCAAGGGCUUCAGAUAUACCGUGGAUUGCUUUAAUUGGUCAAUCUGUUUCAAUUGCUUCUGCACAGUCUGGAGCUGUUGGCUCUGAAAAUUCUUUGGAAACUGCCUGGAGGGCCGAGGGCGAAAGUCUGAAAUCCAUACUGACUGGAGCCCCACAGAGUAAACUGGGAAGAAUUGCUUUGGUGGACGCUUUGGCUCAUCAAAUACGGAACCGUAUUAAACUCAGACUUCCCAACCUAUUAUCAGGGUUACAAGGAAAGUCUCAGACUGUUCAAGAUGAGUUAUCAAAGUUUGGUGAUCAAACGUCGGAAAGUGCUGAAGGGACAAGAGCUGUAGCCUUGCAACUCUGCCGUGAAUUUGAGGAUAAGUUUCUUCAGCAUAUUGCAACUGGUGAGGGUGCUGGUUGGAAAAUUGUUGCUAGUUUUGAGGGAAACUUUCCAAAUAGAAUCAAGCAGCUCCCAAUCGACAGACAUUUUGACAUUAACAAUGUGAAAAGGAUUGUGUUAGAAGCUGAUGGUUAUCAACCAUAUUUGAUAUCCCCUGAAAAGGGUUUGCGAUCUCUAAUAAAAGGUGUUUUAGAGCUUGCAAAAGAACCAUCACGUCUCUGUGUUGACGAGGUCCAUCGUGUUCUAGUGGAUAUAGUUUCUGCUGCUGCAAAUUCUACACCAGGUCUGGGAAGAUACCCGCCUUUCAAAAGAGAGAUUGUGGCCAUUGCGAGUGCUGCAUUAGAUGGAUUUAAGAACGAAGCGAAGAAAAUGGUAGUUGCACUUGUUGACAUGGAGAGAGCUUUUGUGCCUCCACAACAUUUUAUUCGAUUGGUACAAAGGAGGAUGGAGAGGCAGCGUCGAGAGGAGGAGGUGAAACACAAAUCAUCAAAGAAAGGUCACGAGGCAGAGCAAGCAAUAUUAAACAGGGCAACUAGUCCUCAAACAAGUGGAAGCCUGAAAUCGAUGAAGGAAAAACCAGGCAAAGAGGACAAAGAAGUACAGGAAACUUCUAGUUUGAAGACUGCUGGUGCAGAAGGGGAAAUAACAGCAGGUUUUCUGUUGAAGAAAAGCGCUAAAACAAAUGGAUGGAGUAGAAGAUGGUUUGUUCUAAAUGAAAAGACGGGAAAGCUUGGUUACACAAAGAAGCAAGAGGAGAGGCAUUUCCGUGGUGUGAUCACUUUGGAGGAAUGUAAUGUUGAAGAGGCUUCAGAUGAGGAAGAAGCUCCUUCAAAGGGUUCGAAGGAUAAGAAAUCUAAUGGACCAGAUUCUGGAAAAGGUCUUAUGUUCAAGAUCACGAGCAAGGUUGCAUAUAAAACUGUUCUUAAAGCACACAACGCUGUUCUCUUGAAGGCAGAAAGUAUGGCUGACAAGGUUGAAUGGAUGAAUAAGAUAGGUAAUGUUAUUCAACCUUCCAGAGGACAGAUGAAGGGUCCUGAUAGUGGUCUUCCCAUGCGGCAGAGUUUUUCAGAUGGUUCUCUUGAUAUGAUGGCUAGAAAACCUGUUGAUCCUGAAGAAGAACUACGGUGGAUGUCCCAAGAAGUACGUGGUUAUGUUGAAGCUGUUUUGAACAGUUUGGCUGCCAAUGUCCCAAAAGCAGUUGUGCUCUGCCAAGUUGAGAAAGCCAAGGAAGAUAUGCUAAACCAGUUGUAUAGUUCGAUCAGUGCUCAAAGCACACCAAGGAUUGAGGAGCUUCUUCUCGAGGAUCACAAUGUAAAGAAUAAGAGAGAGGUCUACCAAAAACAAUCAUCCCUUCUCUCUAAAUUGCUACGUGAACUCAGCGUACAUGACAACCGAGCGGCUGCAGCAGCCAACUGGUCUGACAACGGCGCAGAAAGCAGUCCGAGAACGAGUGUUCCAUCAUCAGGUGAAGAUUGGAAAUCUGCCUUUGAUUCAGCAGCUAAUGGUCCUGCCAACUAUAAUAGAUCUUCAUCCAAUGGUCAUAGUCGGCGUUAUAGCGAUUCAGAUCAAAAUGGGGAUUCGAACUCACGUUCAAGCUCUAACAGUCGCCGUACUCCGAACCGGAUGCCCCCUGCCCCACCGCCGUCUUCGGGUUCAAAAUACUAUUAGCUUAGUUGGACUGAGUUUAUACUAUUUGACAUUUUCUUAUCUUCAUCAGUAUUUUUUGCACACCAGAGUUUGGGUACCCAGUCUUCUCAUAUUCAUACGUUUCUACUCGUCCACUAUCAGGGAGAACGGUAGAUUUACCUUUGCAACUUGGAAACAAGGCUGGCGUGUACAUAGAAAUCAAAGUUCCUUUGGCUUCCUAGAGAUCGGUCCUGCCCCGACUCCAAGUAUCCUUGAAAUUCACCAAUGUAUUUCUUCUCACAUUUCUCUAUUCAUUUCUUAAGAUUUUGUUUUCCUUCAUUAUUGUUUGCACCCAUUUUUGGACACUAAUGUAUUAUUUGUGUGUUGUGGUGAUAGUGAUCCCAUCUAAAAAAUGCACUCUCUCCUUUGAUAGCAUUGUAGCAAAUGUGUACUUUAUUAAAAAUUGAGGAGACAAGUA